Molecule: messenger RNA, 4337 nt
Organism: Xenopus laevis (African clawed frog)
Lineage: Eukaryota; Metazoa; Chordata; Amphibia; Anura; Pipidae
Gene: prss35.S
Product: serine protease 35 S homeolog
Exons: 2
Coding region: 677-1933 (418 amino acids)
Biological process (GO): proteolysis
Cellular component (GO): extracellular region
Molecular function (GO): serine-type endopeptidase activity
Source: RefSeq, a predicted model, not a curated record
AGAGCUGUUAGGUGCAAAAGGAAUUACAGGAUGCACAAGGAAGAAUGCUAACAAGCCUAGAGGAAAAUGCAAUUCAGCCAAGUACUGCCCUGCUCUCAGGAUUGGCCACUGAUGACCCUGCAAUAAAGAAGGAAUUGGGGGAAGCAAAUGUUUAGCACAAAAAGAAUCAGUUGCCAAACUCCUAGAUCACUACACACCGCUUCCUGCUUCUACUUCUUUUUUGCUUUUUCCAUGCUAGUAGAGAGGUACAAGGAGUAUUCAGAGCAGGCAUAUGUCCUCUGCUGGUGAUGGAGGAGACUGAGCAAAACCUGCAGUGUAUUCAUUCUAUCCCACAGAAGCAGUUUCAUCAUCCCACUCUUUGAAUGAUGUGCUUUCUGCAGCACAGUCUGAAAAGUAUUCUGCAUACACCCCCUCCUUCUACUUUCCUUUGCUCAAAUGUCAGUGCACUACCAGAGUAGGGAGACUCAGUGUUGUCGUUUCUCCUCCUCUCUCUUUCACACUCCCUGCCCUCCUAUUGCCCCCCUCCUUUCCUUUGCAUCAGUUGGAGGUGCACUGAGCUCUGCCGCUACCUUCAGGGUAGGAGCUCAUGUCUCCCCCUUCUACAAGGAGCUGUGAUUUAAGACAGGGACUGCUUGCAGAAAAGUAAUUCUUCAACAGGUAGAAACUGUUGGAUGAAAUGGAUACCCUACAGCUAGCAUUCCUAUUCAUCUCCAUUGUGGCAUCACCUAUUUGUCAAGCAGAUGAAAUGGAUGAGGACUAUACUUGGCACAUAAAGAAAAUACCUCACAUUGUUAGUUCAGAUAUUAUCAAUCUCAAAAAUCCCUCUUAUGAAGCAGAACCGCAACUGGAGCUGAAUGGAACCUGUGGGAUUGAAUGCCAAAGGAACUUGCCCCUACCCAGCCUAGCUGACCUUGAGGAAUAUCUUUCCUAUGAGACAAUAUAUGACAAUGGCACACGCACAAUGACAAGGGUUAAUGUCCAGGAUUGGCAUCCUGAAACUGAAAUGGGAAGGGAAAAACCAAAGCAUUCCCGCAGAAAGAGACACGUUUAUGGCACUGACAGUAGGUUCAGUAUAUCUGAUAAGCAAUUCAUGACUAAUUACCCAUUUAGCACAGCAGUGAAACUGUCUUCAGGGUGUAGCGGCAUUCUUAUUUCACCCAAGCAUGUUUUAACAGCUGCUCACUGCAUCCAUGAUGGCAAGGACUACAUCAAAUCUGCCAAGAAGCUACGUGUCGGCCUCCUUAAGAUCAAGUCUGAUCGUGGUGGCAAACGCCGCAGGGGAUCAAAAAGGGGAAGGGAAGAUGCAUCUGAAGAAUCUCCAAAGAAAGAUGGUAGAAAACAAAGAAGAAAAUCAGUUCAAAAACGAUCAGCAGCAGAAGAGCAGGCAAACAGUCUUUCUGGAAAAGAAAGAGGGUCAGGAGCUGGAAAACCAUCAUUCCAGUGGACAAGGGUGAAGGCCAUUCAGAUCGCCAAAGGAUGGUUCAGGGAUGUGUCUCACAACAUGAGCCUUGACUAUGACUAUUCUGUUCUAGAACUUAAGCGCCCACACAAAAAGAAAUACAUGGAGCUUGGCAUCAGCCCAGAAGCAGAAAAAAUGCCUGGAAGCAGGGUUCACUUUUCAGGUUUUGAUGAAGAUAGGCCUGGGCAGCUGGUGUAUCGUUUCUGUAGCAUUUCAGAGCAGUCUAAAGACUUAUUCUAUCAGUAUUGUGAUGCAGAGGCUGGUUCCAGUGGAUCUGGUAUUUACAUCAGGCUUAAGGAACCCAACAAAAAGAAAUGGAGGAGGAAGAUCAUUGCCGUCUAUUCAGGACAUCAGUGGGUGGAUGUUAACAAUCAGCAGCUGGAUUACAAUGUAGCUGUCAGAAUAACUCCACUCAAAUAUGCUCAGAUAUGUUACUGGAUACAUGGGAACCAUGAUAACUGCAAACAAGGCUGACCUGAUUUUGAAGGAGGUCAAACCCCCACUCCAUUCAAUCCAAAGAGAGCGACUUAACAAAUAAUCUGCAACAAGGACAGCCAGUGGGAAUACGAUGCUGAAAAAGAACUCAAUUACUGUUAUCAUGUACAAACUGCUAGUUGGACCAGAAACAGAUCAUAAUGGCAUAAACAAUUCUUAAAGAACCUGUUUACAAUUAAAAAGAUAACAGUUGUGAUUCCAAAGCAAUACGGGGGUUCCACUGCAGCCUGGGGUUCCAAUGGAGUUCUGAAAGUAAAUGAAUCAUUUCCAACACAGCAAUGCCACGCUAUCAACCGAUGAGCAAGUAACAGAUCUUAUAUGACAGAAUGUUGUUUAGCUGCAAAAAGCAAUUGGGACAUGGGUAAUGGUAAUACUGUAUUUUAAAUAAUGAUUACAAUCUACAGCAAAUAAAAGUCUAAAAUGCUGUAUACGCUAGCUGCUUGCUUUCUUCUCCCAUCUUUGUAGGGCACUGCAGCUUGGGAUGCAUGGAUGUUACUGUGCACUAUUGGGCAGGACUACUCUAUGGCAGAGGUCAGAAAAUGGUGUCAUAUAAAAGCCUUGCUCCAUUUCUUAGUUCUGUAGUCAUGGUUUUCUUAAAAAAACUUACUGUUACAUGCAGUAUCUGGCAGUGUUGACUGGGUCUUCUAAAGCCCAUCAGAGAAGUUAACACCAAGGGCCAGGUCUUAGAUGUUAACAAUGCAACGGGUGUUAAAUAGACUUAGCAUACACAUAAGAAAGGGCUGAUGGGAAUCAUCCUUAGCCGGUCGCUGCCAGGAGAUCCUCUAAUACUGGCAGGCCAAUUUGACCCUGGUAUCUGGUAAUAAAAGACCCUCAUUGCUGUAGUACGUUAUUUUAUAGGGAUGAAAAUAUUAGGAAAAAAACUAUGAAGCAGACAUAACAAUGGAUUUACCUAGACUGACCUCUCACACAGAAAGUUCCUGUAUGGAAUAAGCCACACUUUACAGAUCUAUCACAUUACCCAUAAAUAACAUAUUAGCAACACUAAAAGAGCAGCAUUACAUUUAAAUUGCCGGUUGAAUUUCUCGGAAAAAAAUUGUCUCAAGUAAAUAUGGGUGGUUAUUGCAUGAAAUUCUUAUUGCUUUCCCCUUUCUUUGUCACAUAGACUGUACAAUAAAGGCAUUGAUGUUUUUAAGCAAAAACAUACUUUUUAUUAGUGAAGAAAGGCUGUAUAAAUGUUUUAGUCCUGCCUUUAAAGUAUUAACAAGCAGAUAUUAUAUUUUAGAAUUAGUAUAUUUUGCCUGCCUACAAUCUAUUGGAAAAUUUUUAGAGAAUAAAAUCACAGUGUUUUGGGUGGCCAGAGGUCCACUUUUUAAGCAUGUACAAAAAGUACUUUCUAGAAGAGGAUCCUCAUUAAGGUUUCAGAACUGUUUAUACAUCGUUUAACUCUGCAGACUGGUGGUAGCAUAACCAUUGGAAAGGUCCCAUCAUGGGAUUAUCAUCUUAACCCCAACACUGGGUUCCCAUUGGCACAUCAAGAGAAGAAACUCAGGAAAAGACUUCUAAAUCCACUUUAAGAAAGAACCUAGUGGCUGGACCCCAGAGUGUAGGGGUAGUUCCCCUUCAGCGUACUGUUUUGCACCACUGAAAUCUAGUCUCAGCAUAAAUCAAGUAGUUUGUUAGCCUCUUAGCCCUUUAUUUAUUUGUUAUUUUUAACUUUUAUUUACACGGUCAUUUAAUCUAUGAAUGCCACAAGGUUUCUUCAGGGAUUGCAAUACCUUUAACCUGCUUUACUGAUCACAAAGUAUUUAUUUCAGUAUAACUAGAAGGGUUACACCCACUUAUACCUGCCAUAUUGUUUAUUCUUAAGUCUACUUACAUAUAUAGAUCCAAAGACAAUCUGUCUUUUGAUCUUCUGCAUGAAAAAAUACCUAAAAUAUGGAUGUGUGCCUCUCUGCUAUCCAUUAUUUCAUUCAUAUGGUUCCUUUUAAGAAAGGCUUUGUGUUUUAUAAUGUAAAAGGUGCUACAACCAGGCACAUACAAUUCUCUAAUCAUUUUGUAUCUAUAAAAAGGAAUGGUUAAGGUGCUAACUUGACAUAACCAUUUCAAUUAACAGCUCUUCUCGAUUGCUUAGACAAUGUUAGAUAUCAGGAAACCUGGUCAGGGGGAAAUGGCCGAAGUCUUUGUGUAUAUGUUACAUAUGCUUGUCAAUGGCUCAAAGUCCAGUUUGUUGUUGUCUCACAAACUGUUCUUUAGUCACCAGGUUAUGUUCAUUCAAUAUCUGAUUACCAAAGGGUAAGGAGGGUAUAAGGAUACCUUCAAAUGCCUAUUCGGUGUUUUAUAGCAGUGAAAAAUAAAUGGCAAUGCCUUCAGAUUUAAUUUAUUGUAUAGUAAAGAAGCCGUUAAAUAAAGAUGAAUAAACAAA